Drosophila subpulchrella is the source of this 887-nucleotide messenger RNA. Its product is annotated as collectin-11-like. Bases 29 to 823 code for a protein of 264 amino acids. The record is from RefSeq and is a predicted model, not a curated record. Gene Ontology annotation, cellular component: external side of plasma membrane. The transcript is spliced from 2 exons. Gene Ontology annotation, biological process: biological process involved in interspecies interaction between organisms. NCBI's taxonomy places the organism in Eukaryota, Metazoa, Arthropoda, Insecta, Diptera, Drosophilidae. Gene Ontology annotation, molecular function: carbohydrate binding.
UUGCCACUUGUUGUUAUACGCGCUAAGUAUGUUUAAAGAGGCCAUUUCUUUUUCGAUCGUGAUUCUUGCCUGGACUUCAUAUGGGGCCCAGGCAAAAUCCUUGGAUGCCGACUUGUCUACAUUUCCACAAGACCCGGCGAAUAAACUGAUGGUAAAAGUGUUACCAUUGCUUGAUCAUAUUGCCAAGCAAAGCAAAUGCAAUGUUUUCGAUGAUCUGGACACAACCCUGGAAGUCAAGCAGAAGGACAUCGCGGACAGACUAAUAGCCAUUCAGAAGCAGCAGAAGGACUUCCAGAAUACUAUCGCAUCAUUACAAGAAUCUUUAAAGAAAAUCCCCGAGGUCUUUGAAAGAAAGGAAAAUAUUCAGAAAGAUGUGCAGGCGAAGAUCGAGACUCAGCAGGCCAAACUUAUGGACACCGUUUCCGAAAUUUACAACAAAGUAUUUUGGCCAAAGUUUCAGCGAAUCGGCUCAAGACUCUUCUACAUCGAUAGUGAAAGUAGUCGGGAUUGGUUUGAGGCUGGAAAAAAAUGUCGCGAAAUGGGUGGCUAUAUAGCCAGCAUUAAGGACCAAGAGGAGUUGGUCGCCAUUACGGCGAAACUAGAUGACAAACGUUACUGGCUGGGGAUCAACAACAGGGAUAAUCAUGAAAUCUACGUAUCCGAGGCAUCCGGCAAGAAAAAUCCAUUUUUGAAGUGGCGCCCUAAGGAACCAAAUAACGCGAAAAAAAAUGAGUACUGCGUCGAACUUGAUAAUGGCGGAAUGAACGAUCAUCCGUGCUCCGAAAGUCGGUACUUAAUUUGUCAAAGUGAUAAUGAAGUUUAAAAUCUUUUUCUUAGAAAUUUCAUUUCCUCUGAAAAUUGAUGUAAAAUAAAUACAAAUAUGUAUA